GUUCAAAACCUCUGUUGGGCGGUACUCUAAAACCUGCAUCAAAAUGUCUAGAACUACUCACAAGAUCUACGUUGGGAAUCUGCCUCCAGAUACCAAAACUCGAGAUAUCGAGAAUCUAUUUUCGAAGUAUGGUCCGAUUGCGGCAAUCGAUCUGAAAGCUGGACAAAGACGUGGUCCACCGUUCGCAUUCGUUGAGUUUGAAGACGAGCUUGAUGCAUCGGAUGCCGUUCGUGGGCGUGAUGGAUACAACUUUGAUGGGUACGCCUUGCGAGUCGAGUUACCACGCACUGGAGGUUUCAACAAUGGGAAUGGCGGUCCUAACCCUAACCAGUUCCGGCGAGGAGGCUUUAAUCGCGGGGGAGGUGGGGCUAGUGGCCCCUCAAGAAGGUCAGACUUCCGAGUAAUUGUCACGGGUUUGCCACCCACUGGUAGUUGGCAAGAUCUCAAGGAUCACAUGCGUGAAGCUGGGGAUGUUGGGUAUGCCGACGUGUUCCGAGAUGGCACCGGUGUAGUUGAAUUCCUAAGGUACGAGGACAUGAAGUAUGCUAUUAGACGUCUGGACGACUCCAAGUUUCGUUCUCAUGAGGGUGAAUCCUCGUAUAUCCGUGUCCGCGAAGAGAGGGCUGGAGGGUCUCGUUCCAGGUCUCGAUCAUAUGGCUCACCAAGAAGAGGUCGAUCCUACGAUUCGUGUUCUAGGUCAAUCAGCCCCCGACGAUGAGAUACUGGACAAGUGUGAAAUUUUGUCUUCUGGAUAAUGGAAAGAGAAAACGACCACAUAGGAGGGAACAGCGGAAUAUUAGUUUUGUGGCCACAGGAUGGACUCAGUGCAUCUGAAGGGAUAGGAAUACUAAUGUUUACUGUACAUGUCAGUGGAUUGAUGGAUGCACUUUACCAUGAGUGAUUCUCAGGAGGUCAUACUUCUGCUUCUCCAGAUGGAAAAGGGAGUAGGUGUGCAUUGUGGAUCCUAAGUUUGAGUCGAAACCACAAGAUAGUGAAAUGAUCAGUAGGAUAUAAGUUUCAGGAGUCUUGGAUUUCAUCUAAGGAUGGACUUUGGAUUUCUUGGAUUUGCUCACGGAUGCUUGGGAUCGGAUAGCGGAAUGUAGGUUGCAAACCAAGCUGUCAGGAGCAUACUCGUAUCGUAAGUCCUGUACAGAAACACACGCACAACAACGGAUAUUAGAUCACAACUGUUCUGGAACAUAUCUCGCCCAUUAAAUGCUUUGGCGUUCCACCUUUGCAAUGGACCCCAAAACAGUCGAUAGACAUCCAUGAAGGCUAUCGUCCAGCACCCAUUGGACGUAAAUAAAUAAAUCCCGUUUGAUUCUUAAAGCUAGGUAGUCAAUUUCAACGCUGAAAAAUCCUGUUUUCACAUCAGGACUCAACAUUAUUUGCUUUGGUGUCAAAUAAAUUGUUUAAUCUCUUGUGUUGAUAUCACGUGUUGGUAUUAUGAGGUCUAUGUAGCACUGAUCGGGAUCUGGUUGUCACAAAGCGAAGUGACUGCCAGAUGGCAGGUCUACAUAUGAUAUGUUGUGAUGAGAUAAGGUUCUACAAUUUCACAUUCCAUUAAUGCCAACUCAAGAAAUUCCUAGCUUGUUAGUCAGGGACAUUAAUUCUCAAUACUUGAUCGCUAUGAAGAGUCUCCUCGACAGGAAUACUGUCUACUAUCUAGAGAAGCAUUUCGGUCGACUUCAUUGCUUGGUCUAUCGCAGACAGGGCUUGUCAAUGAGUGUGUGUGGGUGGGGUCCUCAGAGUCGUGACUGGCCAUCAAUCGUGUUAUCCAACUCUCUGACUUGGUUGUGAGAAGUACUUUUUCACAAGACAUUGACGCCUCUGCUUACCGCACCAGGAGUUUAGUCUCGUAGUUGCUAAGCUGACCGCGAGUUGCCCUCAGUCAUAACCACGGAAAAUACAUCGAAAAGUGUCAAUCUGUGUAGAGCUACUGUUUAGUGCUGACUAGUCUAAGGCGCACCAGGGACGUGAAUUAUAAUUGUGUACAAAGAUUGACGUGGUGUUGUGUUCUAAGUCUCAGAGGAGGAUUUCAAAAUCAGGUUGGGAAGUGAAGAAUACAAUAGUUGAGCAUCUUGAUCACGCGAAGCUCAGUUUGUCUAGAUUCGAGCUCAAACCGAUGGGCUAUGCCAGUCGACAUUCAUUACGCCAGCAAGUUAUCUUUAUUUCUUCAACAUAGCUGUAUGGUGAGACAUGACGUAAGCAUUAAUUAACUCACUUGCGUUAGACCCACCGAGACUGUCCUUCUGGUGAUCAUGUGGGCUUCGAAGUGCGUUCUCACGACACAGGUGAACCAAUCUUGUCGAGGGGUUAGUUUCGUUUGCGGAUAAAUUGUGUUUAUUGUUUGUCCCACGACCAGUCGUUUUUCUGUAUGUCCGUCUGUUAGGGUUGAGCCCAUGAUGUUUGCAAGUGUGGCGAGAUUAUGUUGUCUCUUCAAUGUGAGUUGUUCAGUCUUGGCACCCGGAAGGUCUCGCUCAACAAAAAGAUCGUAUUUAGACAUAGGACCAACGGCCAGACCCCCUGGAUUAAUGAGAGGAUGGAAUGCGAGUGACGAGAGUUAGUGCUUAGUUCCGUGGUACGAUUUCAAAGUUUAUUAUUGUAUUUCGGACUACGCUAGGACCACGUACUCAAUGAGUCCGCACCGAGAGGCAAAACUAAUGUAGUUGUUGUGAUUAGCAAUUUUGGAAUACGCACGGUGAGGUUGUGACAUAAUAGCAUUGCGGUGAACUAUGACAGGAGUGAGUGUGAAACUUAAAGGUGUACGGGACUACUUUGGUGCUCGGUGGGAGUUGCAGUGUGAUGUUACUGGUGGAUCGGGAGUUGAGUUAGACUCAGUCGGACCCAUAUUUGAUUAUUGCAGUGUCGAUCGGUGUGAUGACUUCUCAUGCUUGCUACAAGGGAGUUAUCAACCAGAUCGGUCGGUGAAGUCUUUCUCAACAUCUAGUGCUUUAGGAUUGAUAAAUAAGGUGGUCAAUUUACUGAACUCUACGCUGCUAUGCAAACCAUAUUGUUUUCUAAUCUUUCCAGCGUCUUGUUGUCCCGCUUUUUUUAUUUCCUGUCACUUCUCCAGGUCACGGUUAUAUUAAUUCUCUCCUGACCGUAUAUUUUCAUUAAAUUUUAUAUCGUAUUGUGCCGAUUUCAAUUAUUAUGGUGUACUUCUUUACUGGAAAAAAUAUAGUUCAGUGUUUCGUUGAACUGGAUCUUUUGUCUAUUUGUACUUUGUUUAUGUGGUCUAGAACCAACUUGUGAUUUGUUCACUAUAAAUUAUCGUCCAGUUCUAACACAGUGAUAUCAUUUAUUUGUAUCUUUGAAAUGGUUGAAGUUGCGCUUAUCUCUUCUGUUAGUUGGAAAUUGGUAAUGUUAGUGCCAACUUAAACAAUGCUGCUUGUUUUUGUUGUCACAGUAAGACUACACCAAUUUUUUAUAAUAAUUAAGAUUUCAACGGGAAGCUAUGUAUCGCAGAGAGCGAUAGCAAGUCAUGCCAGUUGACUUUUUAGGUUUUUGUGCUGUCGACU
Molecule: messenger RNA, 3521 nt
Organism: Schistosoma bovis
Lineage: Eukaryota; Metazoa; Platyhelminthes; Trematoda; Strigeidida; Schistosomatidae
Source: the annotation of a GenBank genome assembly